This is a messenger RNA of Didymosphaeria variabile, 2805 nucleotides long. RefSeq lists its product as uncharacterized. The transcript has 3 exons. Gene Ontology annotation, cellular component: EMC complex. The coding region runs from base 1 to 2805 and encodes 934 amino acids. Gene Ontology annotation, biological process: protein folding in endoplasmic reticulum. NCBI's taxonomy places the organism in Eukaryota, Fungi, Ascomycota, Dothideomycetes, Pleosporales, Didymosphaeriaceae. The record is from RefSeq and is a predicted model, not a curated record. Gene Ontology annotation, molecular function: protein binding.
AUGCGUGUCAAUGCUGCGCUCGCCCUUGCAGCGUGUCUAGCCCCGGCCGCUGCCAUCUUCGAGGACGAUGCAUACCACAUAGACUUCCAUUAUGCCCUCCUGGGCCACCCGAAACAUGAGGCCACCUUCUUCCAGAAACCUUAUGCUGCCAGCAAAGCCUCCCUUCUGUACACCGUCUCCGAGAAUGGCACUGUCGGCGCCAUAAACCCCAAGGACGGUGCGUUAGUGUGGCGCUCAGCUCCGGGCGCAAGUGGGAACGGUCAUCUCAGGGCCGGUGAAGAACAAGACACUGUCAUCAGUGCAGUGGACAACCGCAUAGCUGCAUGGAGCGCCUCGGACGGAAGGAUCGUCUGGGAAACCAAUAUCGAUGGCGCAAUCGCAGAAGACCUGGAGAUUCUAGAACAAGAAGAUGGCAUAUCGAAUGACAACGCCAAAGAUGCUGUCGUGCUAGUCGCCCACGGCAUCAACGGCGUGAAGCGACUGGACGGCAAGACAGGGCGGGUCAAAUGGACGUUCGAGGACACGAGCGGCGACACACCCUUCCAGGUCUCGUCUUCGCCCACGACCAUCUAUUACAUCUCACUACACUCGCCUCUUCUCGGAGGAGGCUCAAAGCUUCGGGUCACAUCUUUGAGCCCAAUCACCGGCAAGAAGCUCGAUUCCUAUACGCUAAGUUCCGAAGGCGAGGUAUAUACCAAGGAGAACAUUCUAUUUGCCGGAGCGAACACCGCGGCACCCAUUCUGGCAUGGACGGAUAAGGCGCAUAAGGUGUUGAAAGUCAACAUCAUUGGGACGAAAGGCGUCUCUAGCUUCAAUACUCCCACAAGCGAGAGCAUCGAAUCGAUUGUUCUGCACGCGCCCCGAAAGGUCAACUCGCUUCCACACUUCCUCGUCGAAUAUCAGACCGCUACCGGGCAUUCGGCUGAGAUAUACCACGUUGAUCUGAAGAAGAGUACUGUUUCCCAAGCCUACAAGCUUCCGCUACUGAAAGGCAAGGGCACAUUCGCGACCAGCACGACAGAUGCCAAUGUAUAUUUCACGAGAAUUACCUCUGAGGAGGUUUCGGUCGUUGCAUCAGUGUCCCAUGGAAUCCUUGGCAAGUGGCCGAUCAAAGGCUCUUCAGCCCUCGCUGGAGCGUACCCGGUUCAUGGCGUAGCUGAAGUUGUUGUCAAAGACAACUCUGCCUCCGCUGUAAGAUCUGCUGCGCUCUUCUCCAAUGGCCAGUGGGCGCUCAUUCGCAACAACGAAAUAGCAUGGAACCGGCCUGAAUUCCUGUCCGGCACCAUAUCGGCUGUCUGGGCACAGCUUCCUGAAGAGGAGUCCCUUGCUCAUCAGCUAGAAGAGGAACAUCACCAGGACGUUAUCAGCGCAUACAUCCAUCGUGUGCAAAGGCAUCUUCGCGACCUACAAUAUCUCCCGGCAUGGCUGCAGAACCUACCUAACCGGGUUCUGGGCAGCGUUACCGGCCAGUCUGACAGCACUACGAUCGAGGAAAUCCAGCAUGACACGUUCGGUUUCCACAAACUGGUCAUUGCUGCCACUGAGAAGGGGCGCUUGUCUGCGCUCGAUGUGGGGUCUCAGGGCAAAAUCGUGUGGAGUAUUGACCUUCACCAAUUCGCACCAGGUUCCAUCAUCUCAAGCCCUUCGCUGAAGGCGUUCCGAGGCUUUGUUGAAGUCAAAGAUUCUAGUUUGACCCGGCCUUUAUUUAUCAAUUCGACGAGCGGUGGACAAGUAUCUUCGCAAGACGCGCACGAUCAAUGGCUGCCAAACUCAGAUCAAGAAACUCUUGUGACCUACAAGCUUUCGGAAGGCAAGCUUCAAGGUUUCUUAGGCGCUGAACCCACUACACAGCCUGUGUGGGCUUUCACACCUCCUCCGGGAGAGAAGAUCGUUCGAUACACUGCACGUCCGGCGAAAGACCCUGUGGCUUCGAUCGGCAAGGUUUUGGGAGAUCGUAGAGUGCUUUACAAGUAUUUAAACCCGAAUUUGGUCCUUGUCACCACGGUCACUGAAGCUGGACGUCGCGCUUCGGUUUACCUCCUUGACUCCGCCUCUGGACAGUUGCUCCACACGGCCUUACACUCCGGUGUAGAUGUCUCACGGCCUAUUCCUUCGACCUUUUCCGAAAACUGGUUCACGUAUUCUUUGACCCUUGACUCUACCUCAAGCACCGCAUCGCGUGGUUACCAACUCGUCGUUUCUGAGCUCUUUGAGUCUCCUUUACCAGACGACAGAGGACCACUUGGAGAUUCUGCCAAUUCCUCCACGGUCCUGCCAAAGGGCGAAGCUGCAAAGCCCCAUGUCGUCUCUCAGAGCUUCCAGAUCCCAGAAGAGAUCUCGCAUAUGACUGUAACACAAACACGGCAAGGCAUCACCAGCCGUGAGCUUAUCGUUACCCUGCCUUCUUCAAACUCGAUCGUCGGUAUUCCUCGCGGAGUGAUCGAUCCUAGACGCCCAGUUGGCCGCGAUGCCACAGCACAAGAGCAAUCUGAGGGGUUGGUUAGAUACGCACCCAUGAUCUUGUUUGAUCCCAAGUGGCACCUCAACCACAAGUACGAGGUCGCCGGCAUUAAAGAUGUCAUCACCAGCGAAAGCGGCCUCGAGAGCACCAGCCUGGUAUUCGCAUAUGGAAAGGAUAUCUUCGGAACAAGGGUCGCACCUUCUUUUGCUUUUGACGUGCUGGGAAAGGGCUUCAAUAAGGUGCAGAUGUUGCUUACCGUCGCGGCAUUGUUUGUGGGAGUGUUGUUCGUGGCACCGCUGGUUCGGAGAAAGCAGAUCAACUCGUUAUGGACAGUGCCGCAGUGA